Messenger RNA from Bipolaris victoriae FI3, 675 nucleotides. RefSeq lists its product as hypothetical. The transcript has 2 exons. Lineage: Eukaryota; Fungi; Ascomycota; Dothideomycetes; Pleosporales; Pleosporaceae. Gene Ontology annotation, biological process: iron ion transport; copper ion import; intracellular iron ion homeostasis. The coding region runs from base 1 to 675 and encodes 224 amino acids. Gene Ontology annotation, molecular function: ferric-chelate reductase activity. Gene Ontology annotation, cellular component: plasma membrane. The record is from RefSeq and is a predicted model, not a curated record.
AUGGUAGCAGACUCAGAAUCAGACGAUCACAACUUUCAAUUGCGUAUUCAACCCAGGUCGGGUUUCACAAACCGACUCCUCACACAUAACCUUUAUAGAACGACAGAGCUUAGUGCUUUCAUAGAAGGACCCUAUGGACAAGGAUUCGACCUUCGAGACUUUGGUACAGUAGUUCUGUUCGCUAGUGGGAUUGGGAUUGUUGGCCAUCUUGCCUUUGUUCAGAAGCUCAUACGCGACCACCGACAAUCAAAGACUAAGACAAGGGAUCUUCUUCUAGUCUGGCACGUGGAUGAUAAGUAUCAGCUGGACUUGGUGUGGGAGGUCAUGAAUACCAUACUAAGAAAUGACGAUCUUCCAGGCGCUGUAACAAACAAAAAUACCAGUAUCCCAUCUAGAAAUGGAAAGACAGAUCGAUACUUGGACGGUAGUGCCACCGAAGAAAGUCCAGGAGUACGACCUGCACCGCAUGGAGAGAAUGCAAAUGUUUACAUCUACGGCGACUACGAUAUCUUAAAUGAGGCCGGAAAUGCAGUAUUAUACAGGCGGUCAGGUAAUCGAAUUGCUGAGGUAAAAGGCGAGCCAAACGUAGGACAGAUUAUUAGCGAUGUUCUAAAUACGAGAGUUGGAAGACUCGCAAUCUGUGGUAAGCUAUGUCAUUCACUAUCGCUACACUAA